Parathielavia appendiculata is the source of this 889-nucleotide messenger RNA. RefSeq lists its product as uncharacterized. The record is from RefSeq and is a predicted model, not a curated record. Lineage: Eukaryota; Fungi; Ascomycota; Sordariomycetes; Sordariales; Chaetomiaceae. The transcript has 2 exons. The coding region runs from base 235 to 594 and encodes 119 amino acids.
UUCACGCGCAGUGGUGGGAACACUACGCCUUUUUGCUUCCACUUUCUCCUCUCGUUUUACCGGAGGCAUGAAAAGGCGUCAGGGUAGAUGCAGCUCGGUCCUGGGAUGGAGCGGUACAAAGUCAAGGACUCUAUCUUCUCUUACCUACCCUCUAUAUUCGUUUUAUGGACUCGGUUGUGUUCGUUCUUGUUUUUGGUUCCUUGAGAUGAAGAUACAGAACAUACCUCGUCACACAUGAGUUUCGUGGUGUAUAUAUGGGUGGUGCCCCUAGCAGGAGGAUCCGUCAGCUGGGCUGUGAAGAUGGGCUUCGUUGGCAAUGGGCAUAGCGGAGCGCGGGGAGAAGCGUGCGUUCUUUGGGGUUGUCUGCGGAGCCAGGUGGAUUUGACUGGCUUUUUUUUCUUAAUUCUUUUUAUUUUCUUUUUUCGGUUCGGGCUGGCUGACUGUGGGUUUUGGUUGGGCUGGGUUGGUUUUGUGUAUCAAAGUAAAGUUAAUUCAGCCGAGUUGAAUACUUGGAAUUAUCUGUGUGGGCUGUUUCUUGUUGUUGACGGCCUACAUGGAGAAUUUUGGGACAGGCGGAAAGACAGACGCAACUGAGCCAGAAAUGAAAAAGGGGGGAAGGGGGGAGACGAAAAGGAGGGCGAGAAAAAAACAUACAACACCGAGGAUUCCCCAGUCGUCACCGACCUGAGUACUAGUUCGGCGGUCGGUAGCUUGUCGAGGGGAGAGCGGACGGGAUCCCGAAUUUUCUACCGCCUAUGGUCGUAUGUGCUUGGUGGAAGCGGAAGGGGGGUUGAUGUGGCGGCUUGGCGGUGAUGGUGUUGGCUCUGGUGUUGGUCCGUGUUCGCGAAAUUGGGUAGAAGGUGAUAGGGAGUAUAGUGGGAACUGAAGG